AUGAAAAUGCACGAAUCCGUAGCCCUAGAUAGAGAAUAUUUUACAGCCGUUGAUUUAAGUGAAAUUGCCAGCAAUUUAGAUCAGGCGGAACAAGCUGCUUUACGUGAAGGAAUUUCCGAAGAAGCCGAAGAAAAUAUUCAAAACCGAAAUGCUAAUUCCAGUUCGAGCCAAAAUAUGGAUGAUUCUGGAUUCUUUUCCGUACAAGUAAUAAGUCAUGCAUUGAAAGUGUGGAAUAUUGUUGAUUAUAUGAUAGAUAUAAUACCUAUUGGGUCUGAAGAUGGUCGUAUUGCAAGGAUUCAUCCUGAGGAUGAGAUAGCAUACAUAUGUAAUUUACAUGAGCAUUGGUUUACUCUUAGAAAAUUUGGUGGAAUAUCAUCACGUUGGUACAAUUUAGAUUCCCUCUUUCAUGGUCCAAAAAGUAUCAGUCAAACAUAUUUAGGAAUGUUACUUAAUCAAUUAGAAAAUGAAGGGUAUAGUAUAUUCGUGGUAAAAGGACAAUUGCCUUCAAGUCAAGCUGACGAAUUUGCCAAAUCACUUCCACAUCCUAAUUUACAAGGUAUUCAGGAAAAUCAGCAACAGAAUGUGGAUGAGAUUAAUCAAUCAAUGAUCGCUGCUGCUAUUGCAGCAAGUCUGGAAAGUAAUGAUGCUAGUGUUAAUACGGAUAAUGUGACGAAACCUAUUAGUGAACAAAGUUCUGGUAAUGAAUUAGUAUCAUCAAUAACUGUUGAACCACCGACCAUUGAUGAAUUGCGGGCAAAAAGGCUCGCGAAAUUUGAUAAUGGUAAUGGAAAAUGA
Funneliformis caledonium is the source of this 795-nucleotide messenger RNA. NCBI's taxonomy places the organism in Eukaryota, Fungi, Glomeromycota, Glomeromycetes, Glomerales, Glomeraceae. The record is from the annotation of a GenBank genome assembly.